Olea europaea var. sylvestris is the source of this 3462-nucleotide messenger RNA. RefSeq names its product zinc finger CCCH domain-containing protein 41. The transcript is spliced from 5 exons. The coding region runs from base 372 to 3230 and encodes 952 amino acids. Gene Ontology annotation, molecular function: metal ion binding; RNA binding. Lineage: Eukaryota; Viridiplantae; Streptophyta; Magnoliopsida; Lamiales; Oleaceae. Gene Ontology annotation, cellular component: nucleus. The record is from RefSeq and is a predicted model, not a curated record.
CCCCCAAGCCAAUCCCCGGCCCGGCCCCUACCCCUACCCCUCAUCCCCACGAACCCGUUGUUCCUUCUUCAUCGAGUUUCAGCUUUCAUUCUCCGUCUUUUCGGACAGAGAGAGUAACAAAUUCGCAGUUGUCCAUUUGAUUGGUUAAAUAUUGACGCCUUUUUGUACAUAAAUAAUACAUACAGGCGAGUAUAGAGAAUAAGAAUUGAAACCCUAGGACCCGAACCCAACCUGAAUAUCAUUGCACAGGUACGGGAGCCAUCAAAAAAUCAUUUUGCUAAUGGAGUGACCCAUUGCUUUAUCUAAUAUAAGUAUAUAAGUUUUUGAGGAUCUUGACAAAUUAGUCGUCGAAUUUACAUUGCAAGCAUUUCAUGAAGCUGAAAGUUACUUUUCCAAAGCUGGGUCUUUCACCUUCAGAUUGUCUCAGUGAUCCUGAGGAGAAGGAAGUUAGUGAAGGUGAAGAUGAAAAUGAUGAUCGUAACCAUAAGCAUCGUAAAAAAGAAACUCGUUCUCAAUCUUUAGAGCAGGAUGCUCUGGAUCAAGUUUUUACAAGAACAUAUAGGAAAAGAAAUAGGCCCUUUGAAAAUGGCUACACAUAUGGUGGAUGUGAUUCUCAAUCAGGGGGUACAUUAUCUGGGAGGUUUGAGAAGCGACUUCCAAACCCAACCUCAUUUUCUGGUAUAGAUUUGAAGUACAGGAAAAGGGGGAACCAAUCGAUGUCUGGUGAAGCUGGUCCUGUUAGGGGCAGGGGAAGGGCACUUAGUUCCUGGGGACUGUGUGAUUCAAGGCUUGGCUCAUCUUAUAUUGCAUCACAACUGGUUCAGCCUGGUACUAUGCAUUCCAGUAUCUUUUCAGGGAGGGGGCUUCCAAAUGUUUCUAAUGUACAGAGUACAUCUUGGAAUGCAUUUGGACUGGUUCCCGGGAUAUCUAAUGGUGCCCUCGAUGAAUUUCACCCCCUAGGUUUUCAGAGAACCCUCAGACCAUCUCUCAGUCCUGCAAUGAAUAUUGUCAUUCCUCGACAAAGGUGUAGAGACUUCGAGGAGCGUGGUUUUUGUCUAAGAGGAGACAUGUGCCCAAUGGAGCAUGGUGUCAAUCAUAUAGUUGUUGAAGAUGUUCAGUCCCUUUCGCGAUUCAAUCUCCCCAUUUCACUUCCUGGCUCGCAGCUUCUUGGAACUCCUGCUCGACAAGACACUUUACCUGCAGUUAAUGUUUCUGCUCCUGGCACAUUAAUGAAUGGCAGAGCUUCAUAUGGAAAAAGCAGCAAGAUUGCAAUGUCUGAUGAAGGUUUGAGCUUGAAUGGUGGUUUUAUUGGUGGUUCUAUGACAGGAGGCUCUGACGUCUAUGAUCCUGACCAGCCUUUAUGGGCCAAUGAUCGCACUGAAACACCAGUAGCACUCCUAGCACUUAAUCCUUCCGAUGUGGAUGAGACUGAGUCUUUCUUGGAUACUGGUCCCUCGGAUCGUCAGUUGGUCGGGUUUUCUGCAGGCUUUGAUGAUGAGCGUACAACCAGGAAUGCUGCUACUGCUGGAUCCCAAAAUUCGUCUGUGUGGGGAAGAAUAGAUAGUUCACGAAAUAGAUCAGGACUAAAGGAGAAAAUUGAUUCUUCAAUGACUUCCUCUAAUCUUGAAACUGAUGGCAAAGAUCUGGAACCUUUAGUCACUGGUUCCGAAGAUGCUUCAGAUCAUGGUAAAAAGAUGAAUGUGAAUCAAAAUGGACCUCAAUUUAAGGAAACGUCUUUCAAGCAACAAAGUGAAUCUGGACAUGAUGUCCAAAAGCCAUCUCAUAAGGCACUUCGCACCCUAUUUGUCAAAGGCAUUCCUCUGAAAGAUAACAGAAAGGAGGUUCUUCUUUCACAUUUUCGAAAAUUUGGAAAGGUUGUUGACAUUUAUAUCCCCUUGAAUAGUGAGCGAGCUUUUGUCCAAUUCUCUAAGCGGGAAGAAGCAGAAGCUGCUUUUAAGGCACCUGAUGCAGUAAUGGGUAAUCGAUUUAUCAAGCUUUGGUGGGCAAAUAGGGACAACAUUCCUCAUGAUAGAGUAUGUGGCACCAGUAACGUGCUCAUUACUCCCCGUGGAGUAACAAAUUCUCCAGCUCUUCUCCAUCCAUCUGCUCCUGACAAAGGAAAGGAAAAUUCUCAAUAUGUAGGUAGCAAGGACUGUAAUUCCCAUCCUUCUGUUCCUCAAGUGCUAGUGCAUGAUCAUCCUAGGCCUGUUAUUUCCAGUAGUCCCAAAGCCCCACCUCCUCUACAAAACAAGCUGGAGAGUUUAGAGGUUUUGAAGGAAGAACUCCGUAAGAAGCAGUUGAUGCUUGAUCAGAAACGAAAUGAUUUCCGGCGCCAGCUGAACAAACUUGAGAAACAUGCUACAGGCCUCAGAGAUGUGUCACCAGAUCCGGCCGCCAAAAGACUUAAAGGGGAAACACUAGCUGACCCUGUGGAAGCUGAAACCUCGGGAUCAACACCAAGAGCUAACGUGGUUGCUGAAAAAUCUGACGAGCAUGCUAAGCCAAAUAGUCCCACCUUAAAUCCUACUGCAUCUGUGCAGGACCCUCCUAGUUCGAGACCUUUAAUUCGUCCACUGGCCCCUGUAGGGGCUCGGGCACCAUUGGUGAUCAAUAGAUUCAAACUGGACAAUCGUCCUACCACAUUCAAAGUUGUUUCACCCUUACCGGAUGGCCUUGCAAAUGUUGCUGCUUUAGAGGAACACUUCUCUAGUUAUGGGGAUCUUUCUUCUGUGGAACUGGUAGAGUCUGAGCCCCACGAAACUAGUAAUGCUUUGCUGCCAUCAAAUGUUGCAGCUUGUCUCUCUUUCAUGACACGACAUUCUGCUGAGAAGGCAUUCUUGAAUGGGAAAUGCUGGCAAGGCCACAAUUUGCGGUUUAUGUGGAUCACUUCUAGUAAUUCUAGCAAAAGCAUUGGUGGUGCAGGAAAUUCUUCAGCUCCUCCUGAUGCGCAUUCAGAUGCUAAUUUUCAAUCUAGUGGCGAAGCUGUCACUUCAAGUAAUUCUAGCGGAAACGUUGGUGGCUCUGGAAAUUCUGCAGCUUCUUCUGAUAGGCCUUCGGAUACUAAUAUUCAGUCUAGUGGAGAAGCUAUAUGUACUCGUGAUAAAACUUCUUCCUCAGGCAGUGACGAAUCUGAAAAUCCAAUAAAAGAAAGUGAUGUGGAUUUUGUAAAUCAGCGCAAAGAUUCCAAGUUGGGCUCAACCACAAUUUCGGGCGAAGAACAGUCAACUUGAAGAAGUUCGUGUUCUUGAAGCUAAGCUGAAUCAGGUUGUACAGUGAGGUAAAGUUCAUUUCAAAUUAAACCCAAUUUCAUGUCAUUCAGCUGUAGCUAAAAUCUGGCAUCAGUUUUGUGUUUUUAUUUCCUGAACAUGUAAAAAGAAAUUCUUUAACUGUGAACCAUUGGCACCUGUAACAGAUCAUGUUAUUUCAAGGUAUUUCUAUGAAUGAAUUUUCAUUUGAGCUAUA